Eremothecium sinecaudum is the source of this 1701-nucleotide messenger RNA. RefSeq names its product Rsc8p (gene RSC8). Gene Ontology annotation, cellular component: SWI/SNF complex. The record is from RefSeq and is a predicted model, not a curated record. NCBI's taxonomy places the organism in Eukaryota, Fungi, Ascomycota, Saccharomycetes, Saccharomycetales, Saccharomycetaceae. The transcript has a single exon. Gene Ontology annotation, molecular function: zinc ion binding; histone binding; DNA binding. Gene Ontology annotation, biological process: positive regulation of DNA-templated transcription. Bases 1 to 1701 code for a protein of 566 amino acids.
AUGGAACCAAUGGAUACCCAAGAUUCCAAUAUGGAAACUGCUGAUGAAGCUAUUUCAAACUCAGAGCAAACUGCUACUGCUACACCUGCAGUUCCAGUUUUACCGCAUUUGCAACAACAACAGCAACAGCAGGAGCAGCCAAGGGUAGAUUAUGAACAAGAGGCGCAGAAACUAGAGGAUAAAGCAGCCAGGUUUUUGGCAAAACAGGCUCAUCCUGUUAUAGUGCCAUCGUUUUCGUCUUGGUUCCAGUUUAAUGAAAUCCAUCAACUGGAAAAAAGAGCUUUACCUGAUUUCUUUAACGAAUCUUCAAGGUUUAAAACUCCAAAAACAUACAAGGAUGUUAGAAACUUUAUGAUAAAUACUUACAGGUUAUCUCCAUACGAAUAUCUUACCGUUACGGCGGCAAGAAGGAAUAUCGCGUUGGAUGUUUCUUCAAUUGUUAAAAUCCACAAGUUUUUAGAAGAAUGGGGCCUCAUUAACUAUCAGAUAGAUCCAAGAUCCAAGCCAUCUCUGUUGGGCCCGGCAUUUACUGGGCAUUUCCAAGUUGUUCUAGAUACUCCUCAAGGUUUAAAACCUUUUGUUCCUCCUGAGGUUGUUGAAGUUCCUAUUGAAACUCUUUCGAGCAGUACAGCACCACCAACCGCUGAAACAAACUCUACGGAAGAUGAGCCAGGGACCGCUGCAAGCACGGUUACUGUCCCAUCUUCUGCACCUAAGGUGAAGAUGGAGUUUAAACAACCCAAGCCAUUCCCGGUAAAUCUUUCUCUCAGGAAGAAUAUAUAUGAUUCGAUACACGAUUUCAAUGCCCUUCGCUCACAGCAACAGCAAUCGAAACAGAUCCAUAAGACCUAUGUGUGUUUCACAUGUGGAAAUGAUGCAAUAAGUGUGCGUUACCACAACCUGCGCUCUGGUGAUAGCAAUUUAUGUUCUCGUUGUUUCCAGGAAGGGCACUUCGGUGCUAACUUCCACGCUUCUGACUUUCUAAAGUUGGAUAACAUAGCACAUAGUAGCAAGCACUGGUCCGAUCAAGAACUUCUACUGCUACUAGAGGGAAUUGAGAUGUAUGAGGGCAACUGGGAGAAGAUCGUAGACCAUGUUGGUUGCUCAAAAACGUUAGAGGAAUGUGUCGAAAAAUUCCUCACUCUCCCAAUUGAAGAUAAGUACAUUAAUGAGUUUGUCCAACAAGACCCGAAAACCGAUACUAAAGCUCAAAACCUAGAUACAGUUGAUGCAGUUAAUAUCACCAUCAAGGCGCUGUUGGAUGGCCUCAAUGAUAAAGUAUUACACGAUGACAUCCCGAAAUCGGCCAGCAAAAUUUCUAAAAAAUACCUGGACGAGGCUCAUAUAGUUACUCACGACCUCAUCGAGCUAACUUUAGAAAAACUAGACCUAAAGUUUAAACAGCUAGAUUCCGUCGAAGCUGCUUUAAAAGUGGAACGAGAUAAGUACACAAGGGAAACAGAAAAACUAAGAAAUGACAGACUUUCUUUAAGUAAGCAGGUGGCGGAUAUCAAUAAAGAUCUAGCUCAACUUAACAUAUCGAAGAAGCUAGUGUUACUUUCCGAACAGGCUGAUUCCGGUGUUGCCUUAGUCGAGAAGGAAUCAAGCGCCAACCAAGAAGAAUUAAAGAAGCUAGCCCAACAAGAUUUAGAAAGCGUUUCAAAGUCCCACCAGCAGCUAUACAAGCCCUGGUCGCUGUAA